This is a messenger RNA of Saccoglossus kowalevskii, 4978 nucleotides long. RefSeq lists its product as uncharacterized. Gene Ontology annotation, cellular component: cell periphery. NCBI's taxonomy places the organism in Eukaryota, Metazoa, Hemichordata, Enteropneusta, Harrimaniidae. The record is from RefSeq and is a predicted model, not a curated record.
UGGAAGCGCUGUAUUGAUGUCUGGUCCGUGUGCAGUAUUCAACGGGGUCAUUUUGGAACCCCCUACAAAGCUCCGUUAUUUGUGCAUUGUGGGUCAUUCAGGGUCAAAUUAGAGAUAAUGAUCGUUACAUGUAGCUGUACUUGACAAAGUGAUGGUGUUUUUCAGGGGAGGACAUGAACGGAUACCAUGGUUUGAUGCGUAACCUGAUAAGAUGUCUCGUCGUAGUAUUGAUACUGCGAUCGCAAGAUGGACUAAAUGCAGAAGCCACCCAGUACCGCUUGGACUGUCCCGCAUUACACGUGGCGCUCUCAACGGACAUUAGCUUGGAGUAUACACUCUCGGGAGAAGUAGAGAACGGAUUUGUGCAACUCUACGAUGUUGCGCAAAACGAGGAACGCAACAGGAAAGAUCUUCCCGCGCAAACUCAUGGAUUCUUGAUAUACGACUGUAGCCUGUUCGAUCAUGUUGGGAUCUUCGAAUUCCGUCUUUACGACGAGGAUUAUACCUUGCUCGGCCAAAGCUGCACCAUUGACGUGCAAUGGCCAUCUGUGGAGUUUAUUCACGAUAGGACGCACGUUGCUAUGACGACGGGUGUCACGGCAACCAUGCGCGUCCGUACCCCUGUCUGUGGAGUUUUGAAUUAUAAUCGGUAUGAGACUAUUGUUAUUGUGGAAUACGUGGGGACGAAUCACUCAACAGCUGAGCAGUACGGUACACCCGUUGCGCAGUACAACACUGGUCAAAUACAGCGUGUCGGCAAUGCUGAGUUUGAGUGUAAAUAUUUUGACAGGGCUGGGUUGUAUCAAUUCGUCAUGCUGUCAUCAUACGGGGAUUACGUCAGUAACGAAUCUGUGAUCGCCAUAAGCUCGUUUCUUCAGGUACAAUGGAGCGACAAUUAUCACAUACAUAUGCAAAUGCCGACAAUUUUUCCAUGCGAUUACGCCAUCACCGUCGGCUACACUACACCAGCUUGUAAAAGUUCAGAUGACAAAAUUCGGGCAUUCGCACAGAGGAUCCACUCGGAGCAUCUGGCGCCACAACUGGAAUACUCAUCGGAGCGGAGAGUGUCAGCGGACGCCGAGUCGGUUGACUUCACAUGCGAAGCGUUUGAUUUGGAUUCUACCAUAGUCGGGUACUGCUUUAAGUACGUAAGCAUCACCCAGACCGGGGCCGUCCACGAACAGACUCAGGCAUGUGUGUCCAACAGUUUACAAGAAGGGCCUUCUGUGAAUGGCAAUUGGGGCGGAUGGUCUCCUUGGACUAACUGUCCUGUGACAUGCGGUAGUGGAGUGUUGAGUCGUUACCGUCUGUGUAAUGAUCCGGCGCCUAUGAACGGCGGUAUGGGUUGCCAAGGAGAAAGACUAGACCAAUCAGAUUGUGAGGGUUUGAAUUCUUGUCCAGCGAUGACAACCGGUGUAGCUGGUAACCUCCCGGAUGAUGACGAUUGUUCAUGUGGGUGUAAACUGCUUACAACUCAAGGCACCAUACGGUCUGCUAAUCUGCCCUGUGGGCAGAACGCUGUGUGGAUUAUCAGUCUCUCCGAUGGCCUGAAAAUCAAUCUCACUUUUCACAAUUUUGACCUCGAUCUGUCACGUGAGUGGCUUAAGGUGCGUAAUGGUGGGUCGGUGACAGCGCCGCUGAUAGUCUAUCAUACAGGUAACCGGGCACCCAGACCAGUUAUGUCGUCCAGGAGUCAACUUUACAUCGAAUAUAAAUCUGCAGUAGAUGAGCCUGUUCCACGGACGGGAUUCAGCGCUUCCUACUCAUCUUUCAAUUACACAACUAAACCUGCACCACCACUGCUGACACCGUCUACAGGAAUGUCUACCGAAAAUAUUGUGAACAGUGUUGUCACUGUUGUGGGCAUAGCCAUCUGUGGUAUCAUCAUCAUCACCAGCAUUGCUUUCGCCUUACACGCUCGGGCGAGGGUUCAGAAGAAGCGACGUGACAGAAAUAUGGGCUUGAACAGUGGAGAGUAUAUGGGACACAAUAUGAUUGACACCUCACAUGGAAGUGCCAGUUGGAAUUUGGAAGUGUCAUCGACUGGACAGAGUCUGCAAAGGCUAUUCCAUGGACCCACAUCAUCCAUGUCUGAGGUUUCCACCAGUACCAUGCGCAAGAUGCGAGAUAGGAGCCAUCUAUACAAAGUCGCGAAAGAAAACGAGGAGCUGAAACCUGGAAUACAUUACACGUCGCCUUAUCAUGACUCGUCUUACACGAGUAUUUCUAGAAAAAGCAAUGAAACACCAGUCAAAAUUUCAAGCCCAUCCCAUAGUCCAAAGCAUCCAAAAAAAAGCAGACAACAUUCCAGGAACGCAUCAUCUCCAUAUCAUUUGGGAGGUAGGAAUGGUUCCUUAAGCGGCAGCAGUAGGCACAGCAGCGGUAGAACAGAUAUGAACACAACAACAUUAGCCAUACGAACACCAGAAGAGUAUGCAGUCAGGGGAUACAGUGUAAUGGGAAGUGAGGCUACAUUCAAUCCAAAGCAUGUUAAUAAUCGAGCAGACUAUCGGAACAGUAAAUCUUCCAGGGAGAUGAAAUCUAGUCGACACAGUGACACGAGUAGACCAAGUAUGACAAGUGAUGCAAACUCAGCUCCAUAUGUUAACAGAGAAGGCAAACUAACCCCAUUAGGUAUGGCAGUGGCUAGGAAUAUGGAUGACGACCUUAGUCCUACUAAACCAGUGCAACAGAAGAGUAAUCAAAGAGAUCAACGAGAUUAUUAUGGUUCCUACCCUAAAAAGAGAGAGCAUGGUAGUGGUAGUGGUAAAAGGAGAGGAAGUGAUCGUGAUCGUAGUCCUGGUUCGAGGUCUGGUGGCAGUGGUAGACAUAGGAGAUAUAAUGAUCGUGAUCGCACCCCACCCCGUGAGAGCAGGGAACAUAACUCUCGUGGCACAAGAGGUAGAAUUCUUCCUGAAGUACAGGGCCGUGAGGCCCCACGACCAGCAUUUUAUGAUCAUUCUCAUGAAAUGAAUGGACAUCAUCGAAACAAUGCUAUAAAAUCACCAUUAAGAGAAAAACAAAAACUUAAGCGUUCUGGAAGAUCAGAUAAAAACGCUGUUAGGAACAUAUCUCGUAUGUAUCGCUCAGGCUCUUCUGACACUGCCGAUGGUCGAAGCAAGAAAGUUGUUUCUCCCGAUCCCUGGCAAUACCGAGAGAAUAACCACACUCCACAACCAGAAGAGGAAAAACACACACAGGAGCUAUUGUGGAGAAUAAGGCAAGGACAGCCAAGUGAACAAUUCCGACUUAGUUAUAUAACCUCGUCUGAAAGCCUGCCAAAAAAUAGAGUUGGUGGACCACGAAGCCCCGACUCUGAAGGUGAUGUUCUUAGUGAUCCGAAUCCUAGUAGGUAUAAUGAUCCUAAGCCUUUAGAAAGGAGGACGUUGUCAGCUGGCAAUACACUUAGAACAACUAGUCCAGAAAAUAUUGUACCCUUCAUACCUAGUCAUGUUAGCAAAAAUAGGAGACCCGAUACGCCAUCUUCUCGAUCGCGGACAAGUAGUGGACCUGGAACGCCUAGAAGAUUGCACAAACAUGGACAGAGCGAUUUUUCAAUCUCCCAGGAGGAGUACGAAUAUGACGACUAUAUGCCGUCGCUGCCAGGAUCGUACUUCAACAUGGAGCCUGUCUACCACCAUUAUCAAGAUAGUUUUAAACCUGCAACUCCUGGUUACAACGUCAAUGACAAUCUUGAUUCAAUAAAUGCAAACUUCCAGCCGCCAACCAUCUGAACGUCGUGCAUCAUUGUGUACAUCUCAUUGUUGUUCAGCUGUGAGGUGUGCUAAACAUGGCGUGACUGCAAAGCUGAGAAGUAUAUUCUCGAAAAAAGUACAUUUGUGAAAUUAAACGUUUUAGAAUGUAUACUUCAUACUACAUUCAUAGGUUAAUGAGCACCUAUUUAUCCUGCACCAGAUUUACUUGACUCGACGCGCAUUUUAUUCUCCGAAAUACGCGCAUCUCCGUCGCUAUUAAACUUAAAAUUCUAGAUGUUAGUAAAUUUGUAGAUAUUACAAUUUAUCAUUGAUGGCGUGUAGGCGAUCGUCAUAAUGUGAAGGUAAAGUGUCUUUUGUGUAUGAAAAAAAGAUCACCAUUCCAUUACAGUGUUUUUUUCUACCGGUAAAGUUGUCCAUGGUACUUAAGUUCGUCGUGAUGAAACUCAUAUGCACAACUUAAACUAUACCGCGUCACGUCUAAGUUAAUCCGUUGUGCGUUUAAGUAUGGUAUUUUGACAUACUAGUAGUUGCUUCCUUACAUUGUACAUAGUAGGUUCACUGUGGUAGCUAGACUCGUAUAACAGAGGGAGACCGUUGUUGUGAUACCAGAUAAUCGUCGUGCAUCUGUGUUAUAACCGUGCAAAUGACAUUGGCAGGACGAUUGCGCUCCAACAAACUUGUUAAAUUGUGUAACAUUUGUAUAGGACUCGAGUGAUGUAUGUGACGUAACUGACGCAAUCUUGACGUCAUCGUAAAUUGAUUUCCCGGUGUACUAUAUUAUAGCAGAUGUAUUUGAAUUUUUAAGUGUAAAUAAUGUUAGUAUUAUUCCUCAGAAAAUGUGCAGAUACCGUAAGUUUGCAUUGCGCAAUUUAGACCACUUGUAUAUUUAAAAAGUACAAUUUAAAAUUUGAUUAUUUAUUUGUAUUACUUCCCUCCCCCUCCCCCCUUUUCCUUCGUUCGCCAAUACGCUCUUUGUGUGACAGAGAUCUCCCUGUUUUUGCCCGGCUCAAAGGGCACCUUUCUGUACGCCCAUUCGUCGAUUUUCAAAGACAAAAACAUCUUUAGUUUGACUCCAAACAGAUGGAAACUUAUUUAAAACUGGGCUCGUCCUGCAGAUAAACAGUUUGCUAGCAACCGACUUACAUGGCCGUGUCAGUGUAACUUAAGACAACCGCAUUCUUUUAUUGUUGUAUUUUUUUACCCUGUAACUGUAAUAUUACGGAUAUUUGUCUUCAUCUUUAAUGAACUGAAAAUUGAAAACA